ACAGCCCCGCCCCGCACCGCCCCGCGCCGCCCCGCAGCGGGAUGUGAGCCCCGGCUCCGGCAGCGCCCGCCGCCCCGCGCCCCGGGAAGAUGCUGAGCAGGUGGAUGAGUGGCAGCAGCAGGAACCUGGACCGCGAGUACAACUGCACCGUGCGGCUGCUGGACGACAGCGAGUACACCUGCACCAUCCAGAGAGAUGCCAAGGGCCAGUACCUGUUUGACCUCCUGUGCCACCACCUGAACCUGCUGGAGAAGGAUUACUUCGGCAUCCGCUUUGUGGACCCCGACAAGCAGAGGCAUUGGCUGGAGUUCACCAAGUCGGUUGUGAAGCAGAUGCGGGCCCAGCCCCCCUUCACCAUGUGCUUCCGAGUCAAGUUCUACCCCACGGACCCCGCGGCGCUGAAGGAGGAGAUCACCAGGUACCUGGUCUUCCUGCAGAUCAAGAGGGACCUGUACCACGGCCGGCUGCUGUGCAAGACGUCGGACGCGGCGCUGCUGGCUGCCUACAUCCUGCAGGCUGAGAUCGGGGACUACGACCCCGGCAAGCACCCAGAGGGCUACAGCUCCAAGUUCCAGUUCUUCCCCAAGCACUCGGAGAAGCUGGAGAGGAAAAUCGCCGAGAUCCACAAGUCAGAGCUGAGUGGGCAGACACCAGCUACUUCAGAGCUGAAUUUCCUCAGGAAAGCCCAGACUCUGGAGACCUACGGGGUUGACCCCCACCCGUGUAAGGACGUGUCUGGCAAUGCAGCCUUCCUGGCCUUCACCCCCUUCGGCUUCGUCGUCCUGCAGGGGAACAAGAGAGUUCACUUCAUCAAGUGGAACGAGGUGACCAAGAUGAAAUUCGAGGGGAAGACUUUCUACCUGUACGUAAGUCAGAAGGAGGAGAAGAAAAUUGUUCUCACCUAUUUUGCCCCGACGCCAGAAGCCUGCAAACACCUCUGGAAGUGCGGGAUCGAGAACCAGGCUUUCUACAAGUUGGAGAAGUCGAGCCAGGUGCGGACGGUGUCCAGCAGCAACCUGUUCUUCAAGGGGAGCCGCUUCCGCUACAGCGGCCGUGUCGCCAAGGAGGUGAUGGAGUCCAGCGCCAAGAUCAAGAGGGAGCCCCCCGAGAUCCACCGGGCCGGGCUGGUGCCCAGCCGGAGCUGCCCCUCCAUCACGCACGGCCCCCGGCUGAGCAGCGUGCCCCGCACCCGGCGGAGAGCCGUCCACAUCUCCAUCAUGGAAGGCCUGGAGUCCCUCCGUGACAGCGCCCACUCGACCCCGGUGCGCUCGGCUUCCCACGGCGACGCCUUCGCGGGCCCGGGCCGGAGCGGCCGCGCCGAGAGCAGCGAGCGGGUGGCCGUGAUCGCCGACGAGAGCUACAGCCCCGCGGACAGCGUGCUGCCCACGCCCGUGGCCGAGCACAGCCUGGAGCUGAUGCUGCUGUCGCGCCAGGCCAACGGGGCCCCGUGCAGCAUCGAGGAGGAGAAGGAGUCGGAGGCGGGCACGCCGGCGGCAGAGGCGGAGGGCGAGCUGCGGGCGCUGUGCCCGGGCGCCGGCGGCCUGGGGCCGGCACAGGCCCAACAGGUGAAUAAGUUUCUUUUAAGUGUCCUCCGUUUGCUCCUUGUGACAGUUGGACUCCUCUUUGUUUUGCUCCUCCUCCUGAUCGUCCUUACCGAGUCCGACCUUGACACUGCCUUUUUCCGCGAUAUCCGCCAGACCCCAGAGUUCGAGCAGUUCCAUUACCAAUACUUUUGUCCCCUCAGGCGAUGGUUUGCCUGCAAGCUCCGCGCCGUGGUAAACCUGCUCAUUGACACCUGAAGGCAGGAGCCACCACGGGGGCCUGGACCUGCCGCCGUCACUCUCUAACCCUCCCCUCCCGACCCCAGCCCGGCCGGCGAGGAGGCGGCUUUCCGGGAGGAAGAGGAGGGUGGGCGCAGCCCCCGGAGCCCCCUCCUCCCCGUGCUCCCAGCCCCGGAGCCCGCACAACACCUCCCGUCCCGAUCCCCCGCGCACGACUUGGGAAGCACCGAGCAGAGGGGAAUUAUUUGGAUUCUCUGCUCUGCCGCCCCGGCCGGGGCUGGCGGGGCCGUUCCGCAGGAGCUUUAGCAAUGGUGCUACUGAGGUUUCAUUUAACACUCGUGUACUGUCACGGUACUCAAUCCGCACUGUGCCCGCGCCCCCGCCCUCCACGAACCGCUUGGCAGAGCCCUCCCUGCUCACGGAGCCUCCCAGGAGGUGACACAGCCGCCAGGCUCCGGGACGCCCCGUGCCCUCCUCCCGAGCCCUCGCCCCGCUGCGGACUCGGCCCUUCGCCACUUUUUCAAGCCUUGAAGCAUCGGUGCUCCCGAGGGCAGGGGAGCAUGGAAGCCAGGGGACGCCAGGCACGCGCGGCCAAACCUGGCGUGGAGCUGAAGUGACUGUGUCAGAUUUAUUGGGAUGACCUUUACCCUCCGCCAGUUGUUCCUGUUUUGUAAAAAAACCAAGCAAAAAGAACAAAAAAAACAAACAAAAAAAGAAAGAGAGACAUUUCAAGGUCUAUUUUAACAAGGAAAUGCUAUUUUGUUAUCAGAUCUAAUCCAGUCUUUUUUUACUUUACGGAUGGGGUGACCGUGGGUGCCGCGACCGAGCGGCUCCCAGUGAGCAAAGGUUUCAGAGGAAACGCCGGGAGCCCAAGGCCAGCCGAGCCCUGCUGGGCUUGGGACAGAGAAGGAGCUCUGCUUUUGGGACUCUUCCCAAGAGGACACAAGUUUGGAAGCGCAGGUGACACUGACGAAGCCAAUGGACACCUUUAGCCCCAACCAUCAUUGAGUGCAAGUCAAUAAACCCAACUCAUCGUGCCGGUGAUGAUCCCCAGGCUGUUGGUCACCAGGAGCAGCAGCAGCCCAUCCACAGGCAGCAAUAACAGCCAGUUCUGGUCAGGUUGGGGUGACAAGUUGGACACAUCAGGAAAAAAAAAAAAAAAAAAAAAAAAAAAAAAAAAAAAAAAAAAAAAAAAAAAAAAAAAAAAAAAAAAAA
Messenger RNA from Passer montanus (Eurasian tree sparrow), 2996 nucleotides. RefSeq names its product FERM domain containing 5 (gene FRMD5). The coding region runs from base 90 to 1799 and encodes 569 amino acids. Gene Ontology annotation, cellular component: cytoskeleton. The transcript is spliced from 14 exons. Gene Ontology annotation, molecular function: cytoskeletal protein binding. NCBI's taxonomy places the organism in Eukaryota, Metazoa, Chordata, Aves, Passeriformes, Passeridae. The record is from RefSeq and is a predicted model, not a curated record.